AUGACACUCCACGAUUUGUUUCUCAUCAUGCUGCCAUACUUCCCAACCGUCCCGUCCACCCCGGAGCCGGAGGGCUGGGAUGCCGCCGAUGUCCUCCAGCUCGUGAACCCUAUCACGGGUAAAUGGUCUUGCCCCACCGUCACGAAAAGAAACCGACGUUGUGAGAACGUCGUGAGCCAACAACGGAGUAUGAAGGUCACCUUCAUGCUCGACACGAUGUCGGUGGAGGACGCUGGAGUGAUCGCGAGAGAUCACAACAGAGAGUUGACGGACUUGGCCGAAACCAUGCUUUGCCCUCUUCACUCCCGGGACGCGGAGAGCAGAGAAAAAGUCAAGGGAGUCGUGGCGCAGUGGAAGAAUCAUAUCAAGACUUCGCUGCGCCAGCAAGCCCAGUUGCGACCACUCAAUGUCAAUACGAAAGCUCCGACAGUCGACUACCAGCCCACCGAUGGUCAACGAGGCCGACGCUACGACGCACUCCCGGAGCCAACAGCCGCUGUUCCUCGGGUACAACCUCGAAUUCAGAAGACAGCCCUCGAUGUCUCCCCCGUGGCACAGGACGCACCUCCCAGCUACGGGGCGACCUUCGACCAGGCCGCGCUCGGUGACCUCAUGAGGACGUUCCAGAGCCUGACGCUGCAGAACCAUCAGCUCCGAGACCAGAACAAGAAGCUCCGGGAGCAGAAGGACUCGCUCGUCGAGAAGAGGGACGCGGCGGCCAGGGAGUACAAGAGGGCCAGAGGCGAGCUCGAGACGGUGGAGAAGGAGCGCGACGCGCUAGACGAGCAGGUAGAGGAGCAGUUCAAGGAGAUCAACACGCUGAGGGACCGGGAGGCGGAGCAGCUAGAGAGGAUUUCCACGCUGCAGGACACCUUGCAGAAGACCAGCAGCGCGUAUCGCAGGCUCAAACAGAUCUAG
Messenger RNA from Diaporthe citri, 918 nucleotides. RefSeq lists its product as uncharacterized. Lineage: Eukaryota; Fungi; Ascomycota; Sordariomycetes; Diaporthales; Diaporthaceae. The coding region runs from base 1 to 918 and encodes 305 amino acids. The record is from RefSeq and is a predicted model, not a curated record. The transcript has 3 exons.